Molecule: messenger RNA, 366 nt
Organism: Alternaria conjuncta
Lineage: Eukaryota; Fungi; Ascomycota; Dothideomycetes; Pleosporales; Pleosporaceae
Exons: 2
Coding region: 1-366 (121 amino acids)
Source: RefSeq, a predicted model, not a curated record
AUGGUUGGCAGCCGAGGCUUUCCCGCUCUUGCUUUUCUCCUAGCCCUGGUCAGCGUAGCAGGCGCUAGUGGUCCUACGAGUAUCUUCAUUGAUCAGAUUGAAGAAUACAAGCUGCUCGCAACAUGUGCCGAGCUCGAAUUGUCGACUAUCGUGCGUAACAUGAAAUGGGGGUGCGGCGAUGGCGGCUCAUACCAGUCGUUUACUUGCUUCUGCUACGAGAGCUCUGCCAAGUUCUCCAGCAUGAUUGGAGCUCAUGUCAUGACCCAGUGUCCAGACGACCCUUCGCAAAACACGACGGCGCUGGAAGUGUUUAGCAGCUAUUGUGAUAUCGGAGGUUCUAAGUUGGCUGAGAUCGCCGGUGAGUAA